CUCGCACCCCCUCCCUGUGAGGCUGCCUUACGUUAAGGGAAUUCUUCAUCAAUCAGUACUCAAGAGAAUUUCAAGUACUUAUAAAUUGAAAGCAAGAGAGCACUAGUGUCUUGUUUUAUCUUCAAGUGAUCUAAAAAAGAUGCUUUUCUUUUAUAGCCAUCAAUGGCGCUGAGUGCCAUCUCUGUCAUUCAAUCAAUUGUAACUUUACGCUUCUUUAGCUUAGAGAGAGAGUUCUUUCCUUGAGUAUGCAGAUUUUAACUCUUGCUCUUCUUACAGGUCUGCAAGAUGCAUUUCAUGAGUUUGGUAUUUCAUUUUUUUUUUUUUUAACGGAUGAGUUUAAUAGGUUUCAUAUUUGAUGUUUAAUGAGUUUGAUAUUUCAAGUUAGAGAAAGGGAAGAAAUUUUGCUAUUUGAUAGGUUUAAUGUUUGGUUUUGGAAUUUCUCUCAUCUCCAGAUGUUUAAAAUCAGUGAAUGAUGAUUUUUAGAGAAGUUGUUGUCAACAAUGAUUUUGUUGUUAACUAUGUGUUUCUGGAGUUGAUGGUUAUAGUGGUAAUGAUAAAAUUGCAGAGGUGGCUAGUUUAGUUACAAAAAUGGCAUUAAUGUUAAGAUUGCAGUGGACAGUGGUGGCUAAUGGCUCUAACAGCGCUGGUAGUGGGUGGUGGAAGUGGUCCAAUUGGUGGUGAUGGGUAACCUAGAUACCCAUGUGAUGAGAGAGGCGGUGAAUAUGGGUACACGUAUUAAGUUUUUUCUAAUUUAUUUAAGUCUUUUAUUAAGAUUUUUGUGGGAGUGGCCCAUAUAAUACAAGCAUCCAUCUCGUAAAGAAAAAAUGCUCUCAUUUGUCCACAUCAGUACAAGUUAACUGAUGUUUAGUCUUAAACCAAUGGAAGGGCUUGGAUGGAUUAUUCAGGGGCCUGGCUGUACCUUCAGCCUCUAAUGUAUUCUUACAUAUGUACAAUGCAUUUGCUCAUCACAAGUGUUUGAUUUCAUUACCGGAACCUGUUACUUGAGCAACUUGUAAGCAUCCAUUGUGGAGAAAUGAAAAUCUUCUGAAAUUAGCAAUUCUGUCUGCUACCGCAAUUUCAGUAUUGAAAAUUGGAUAUCUGAUGAUAAUUUGCGUAGAAGAAAUUCUGACAUGCUUUUGCCCAAAGUGUGAAAAGUGCCUGAAUGGAUACUGUAAAGCACUACUGCUUUGCCAUUGGAUAUUGUAGAACACCUGUCAGAAUGUCUCCCUACCCACAAGGGGAAAUGGGACAAGUUGUAAAACAAGUGCACUGGAAAAAACUCACGUAAUCAUCUCUUACAAGUUAUGGUUCCUACGAUUGCUCUGAAUCUGAUCCUUCAAAUCAAUUACUUUCUUUUUUUUGCUUGAAACGUAAGCUGUACUUCGUCAUAUUCCAGCGCUUUACCAUCACAUCAUUUUGAAAAAUGAUUAAAGUUUCUGUUUACUCUUAAUUAACCAUUAUAGAGAUCUUUCAGCCUAUAUUCUUCUCAAAAUUUCUGCUAAUCUUAAUCUAUUUUCAAGAAAGUGUCAUGAGAAAGCCUCUCUAUAUUAUUAUUUGAUACUCUCAUUUUGCUGCAACCUGCAGGCAUCGAUUUCUUCUAUAUAUACAACUUAUCAAACAUAAAAACAGCAAAAGCUUCUCCAUGGAUGUUUAUGAGAAGAUCAAUAAGGCAGUUAUAGUCUGUUCCGCUAUCCAGGCAAUGCGUGGCGUUUCACCAGCAAAUUCUUUAGCGAAAAUUCCUGUGAAAACCAUUGAAUUCCACUACGAACCAUAUUUUUCAAAACAUCACAGGUCAGCAGGACUCGAAAAUGGAGAGGCAGAUGAUGCGGUUCUCAUCAACUUUGAUUAUUCAUGCAAGCAGCCUCCACCAAGUGAGAAGCAUAAGCCGCUUGUGUCCAUUCAAAAGAACACUCAAGUAGCCAAAGUUUCUUUCAGGGUUGAACCCUAUUCUGACCAAGAAUCCAGGGCCAACCCCAAGGUGGGAUCACCUCAAUGUAACACACAAGAAGGAAGGAAAUUAGGAGUGCAAGUUGAAGAUAGUGUCACUGAUUAUAUCAACCGUGUAAAGAAUAGGAUGAGUAAAUCAGAUGUUCGCAGUGUGUCAAAUGUAAGUGAUGGUAAGAAUGUUUCAAGAAAAGAUGAGUUUUCGGAAUAUAUUAAUCGUGCUGGGAUUAAGAUCAGAACUACAUCAGGUAUUGGUGCUGGAAGAUUUUGAUGAAUGAUGAAAAUAUUGGUAGUAGUGAGACCUCCACAUUCUAUUUGCGGAUGUCUGUAUAAACUUGUAGCUAUGUGUCCUGUUUACAUUCUAAUAUCAAGCAUUUGAUAUCAUGGCAGAAGAAGAUAAAAAACAUGGAUGGAAUCACUUUCUAAUCUGUUGUUCCUAAUUGGUAUUUCUUGUAAUAGAAUCAAAAUUCUAUAUAUCCUAUUAGGCUGAUUUGUUUCUGGAGUAAUUUUUGCAAAAGCUUGUAAUUCUGAGUGAUUAAUCAUACAAUGAUGUUAGCAACUUCUACAAUAAACCUGUUAAGGUAUCAUAUGAUAACAGGAUAAUUAAUUACUAA
Molecule: messenger RNA, 2558 nt
Organism: Ricinus communis (castor bean)
Lineage: Eukaryota; Viridiplantae; Streptophyta; Magnoliopsida; Malpighiales; Euphorbiaceae
Exons: 2
Coding region: 1643-2215 (190 amino acids)
Source: RefSeq, a predicted model, not a curated record